Insectozyma verbasci is the source of this 1918-nucleotide messenger RNA. The record is from the annotation of a GenBank genome assembly. Lineage: Eukaryota; Fungi; Ascomycota; Pichiomycetes; Serinales; Debaryomycetaceae.
AUGGCUACAGAAUCCAAUCUGUCAAUAACUAGUGAUGAAUUAAGAGAUAAAGCAAGUAAUGUUAAUCAAGACGAGACUCACGUGAGUAAUAUCGAACCUUUUUUUGGACAUCAAGAACCAGAAUUGAUAAAUACAAGAAAUGAAUUGGGUAAUUUUACAACAGCAAAAGAAACUGAUGCUGAGUUAAGUAGAAUAGAGACAGACGUUGCAUUAUCAAGAAUAGCUUCAAGAAGAACUUUAGAUUAUGAUGAAUUAAUUAAGACUGCAAGUCAAAUGUCAAAACCUUUACCUCCAAUGGGAAACGGUAGACCAUAUCCAAAACAUCCAGGUAGUAGAGAACCUUAUUGUGUUCAAUAUGAUGGUGGUAUCAAAGAUCCUGAUCAUCCUUUUAACUUUCCAUUUUGGAAAAAGUUUGUUUAUACUGCGUCUGUUGGAAUGUCAGCUUUUUCAUGCUCAGUUGGUAGCGCAAUGUUCGCUCAAGCUUCUCAGGAUUUGAUGUCAAUAUAUAAAAUUGGGUUUACGGUUGCAACGUUGAGUACAUCUCUCUAUGUAUUUGGUUUUGCUACAGGGCCCGUGAUAUAUGGUCCGUUAUCAGAGUUAUUUGGUCGAAAAAUGGUCAUGAUUCCAAGUUGUUUAUGUUAUGUUGCAUUUUCGUUUGCUACAGCUGUCUCAAAAGAUCUUCAAUCAAUUAUGUUGUGUAGAUUUUUUGCUGGUUUCACUGGAAGUGCUUCUUUAGUUGUUGCACCUGCUUCAAUGAGUGAUAUGUUUGAUAAUAAACAUAGAGGUACAGCAAUUUCAAUUUUUGCGAUGGUGCUUUUCGGAGGUCCUGUAUGUAUAUUCUUCAAUUCAUUGGGUGUGGUUGAUAGUGUUGAAUGUAUCAAUAGUCAUUUGUAGCUUAUCAAAUGUUAUUUUUGGCUGCAUAAAAUAACCAUCGCUACCAAGUGACGCACACAAUAAUUUUCAUAAAUGAUGUUAAUAAAUACUAACUGUUAUCUAGAUGAUUGCUCCAAUUAUGGGAGGUUUUACAGUUAAAAAUUCAACAUUGGGAUGGAGAUGGACAGCUUAUUUUUGUGGUUUAAUAGGUGUACUUGCCUUUGUAAUGAAUUGUUUCCUUUUGGAAGAAACGCAUCAUCCAAUUGUUUUAAAGAAUAGAGCUGAAGAAUUAAGAAGAAGAACCAGAAAUUGGGGAAUUUAUGCACCACAUGAGGAAUUAACGUUAAGUAUCAAAGAGAUUGCUGAAAAGAAUCUUGUAAGACCAGUUAAGUUGUUAUUCACUGAACCAAUAUUGUUUCUUAUUUCAAUUUACAACAGUUUCAUAUAUGGAAUGUUAUAUUUAUUCUUAACUGCUGUCCCGUUGAUAUUUGGUGGAGUUUAUGGAUGGUCUUCAGGGGUUGCAGAAUUACCUUAUGUUUCAAUGUUGUUAGGUGUAUUCUGUGGUGGUCUAAUGAUUAUUUAUUUUGAAAAAAGAUAUAAUAGCACUAUGGAUGCUAAUAACGGUGUACCUGUACCUGAAGAAAGAUUACUACCAAUGAUGGUGGGAGGAUUCACAUUUCCAAUCGGAAUAUUCUGGCUUGGGUGGUUCGGAGCUUACGGCCAACACAUACAUUGGAUUUUACCUGUUAUCGGUUGUUUUAUUACUGGCCAUGGGUUGAUGAUGAUAUUUCUCCCGUCGUUUAACUAUAUCAUUGACUGUUAUUUACUUCACGCGGCCCUGGCUUUAGCUGGGAACACUUUGAUAAGAAGUGGUUUCGGUGGGGCUUUUCCUUUGUUUGCAAGGCAAAUGUUUGUUAAUCUUGAAAUUCAGUGGGCAAGUACAUUAUUAGGAUGUUUGGCUGUUUUACUUCUUCCAAUCCCGUUUUUAUUCUACAAAUUCGGUAAACGUUUAAGACAGAAGUCAACCUAUGCUUUUGAUUUAUAA